This is a messenger RNA of Ceratotherium simum simum (southern white rhinoceros), 722 nucleotides long. RefSeq names its product transmembrane protein 190 (gene TMEM190). NCBI's taxonomy places the organism in Eukaryota, Metazoa, Chordata, Mammalia, Perissodactyla, Rhinocerotidae. The record is from RefSeq and is a predicted model, not a curated record. Gene Ontology annotation, cellular component: inner acrosomal membrane. Gene Ontology annotation, biological process: hematopoietic progenitor cell differentiation.
GGCAGGGCCCAGCCUGUUGCUGGGGUGAUGGCCUUCUGGGUCUCACCCCACAGAAGCCCUAGGGGUCUGGGGAGGCGACAUGGUGGGCUCUGGGAUCCCAGCUUUGACUCUCUUCCUGCUGAUGCAGGGCUCAGUAGAUGGGAAUGGAAUCCAGGGAUUCUUCUAUCCAUGGAGCUGUGAGGGAGACGUGUGGGACCGGGAGAGCUGUGGGGGCCAGGCAGCCAUCGAGAAUCCCAAUCUCUGUCUGCGACUACGAUGCUGCUACCGCGAUGGGGUCUGCUACCACCAGCGGCCAGAUGAAACUAUGCGGAGGAGACACAUGUGGGCGCUGGGCUGGACAUGCGGAGGCCUCCUCUUCCUGAUCUCCAGCAUCUGCUUGUUCUGGUGGGCCAAGCGCCGGGAUAUGCUGCACCUUCCACAGUUCUUGCAGGGCAAAUGCAAGCUGUCCAGGACUGUCUCCCUGUUAUCCAAGGACCGGGGGACCGGGAGCGAGAAAAAGACGGCGUCCAUCGGCAGCAUGCCAGCCUCCCUGCCUCCAGAGGGGGGCUUGGAUGCCUCGGGGGCCACCGAAGGGGAAGGGACAGAAGGGGGCGAAGAAACGGAAGGGGGGGAUGAUGAAGAUUAGGGGCGCCCCCGGGGGGACCCCUCAAUACAGAUAUAGCAUAUAUAGAUGCGUGGUGUCUUUUCUGAGGGCCACAGGAGCAGGAGGCAGAGAGAACUCG